AUGGCCGGAAGUGAUUCCUGUGUCGUCGAUGUCGGCGGCCGAACUGAUCCGUCAUCUUCGCCGUGUGUUUGCGACCCACGGAUUGCCCGAUGUCGUGGUUACCGACGAUGGCACAUCUUUCACUUCAUCCGAGACGGCCGACUUCCUAGAAGGAACUCGAUCAAACACAUGUUCUCUCCGCCGUACCAUCCGCAGUCGAAUGGCGUCGCAGAACGUAUGGUGCAGAACGUAAAAAAUAAGCUUCGCCAACUACGACGCGACGAUCCGGACUGUCGUCUAUCACGUCUGUUGUUCGCAUUACGUACAACACCAUGCGCGGACAGCACAAGAUCUCCGGCGCAACUGCUCAUGAACCGUAGCCUGAGGACCUUGCUAAGCGAUGUCCGGCCAAAACGGCAGUUGACGGAAGAAGCUGACCCGUCACUAGAGCGAAGAUUCAAAGCUGGUGACAAGGUGUUCGUACGUAGCUACAGGGGUAACCACAAAUGGCUACCUGCCACGGUGGUUGGCGCCGAGGGCAACUGCACUUUCAAGUUGCGACGCGAGGGCGGCGAACUGCAAAGAGCGCAUGCAAACCAGAUGCUCAGAUGUCAGGCAAGUUGCAAUAGCCACGACGGCGCCAGCAGUGAAUGGUGGUUAUUUCCACCCGCAACUCCAACGCCGAGCACGGACAAUACAGCAUCGCCGGAGACAACAGGAGACACAUUAGUAGAUCCUGGUGCAUCGGGCCUGAGACGCUCUGAGCGAGCUAGAAAGUGGCCGGAUUUCUACGGUGUGGUGGUCCCGAAAUAG
Molecule: messenger RNA, 792 nt
Organism: Ornithodoros turicata
Lineage: Eukaryota; Metazoa; Arthropoda; Arachnida; Ixodida; Argasidae
Exons: 1
Coding region: 1-792 (263 amino acids)
Biological process (GO): DNA integration
Molecular function (GO): nucleic acid binding
Source: RefSeq, a predicted model, not a curated record